GCUGAAAUGACUAUUAAGAAGAAGGAGGUGGUGUAUGUUUCAACAGGCCUAUUUUUUGGUUCUCUCAGAAAAUCACAAGUGAUCGAGUAGGAAAUGAGUCACCAUCUGUGUGGCAAAUACGACCAUCUUGCUACUCUCUCUCGCGUAGUGCGAAAAGCCAAGACGCAGAGAGUUAGCUCUAGAGAUUACGAGGAUGCUAACAUUGGUAUCAGAAAGCUUGAACACGAGACCUUGGAGCUGGGGUCUGAAAUUGUAUAUACAUCUGAGGAGAAAUGCUGAGGAGAAAGAGCGAGAGCUUUCAGGAAUGCGAGAGCAAGGUCCACAAGCGGUAAAAGACCAACUGUGUGCACUAGACUGAUGGAAGAGAAUAAGCAACUGAAGGCAGGGAUGUAUUCAGCUGGAGAACUUCAUAGGUAUGAGGUAAAUAAUUAAUACAACUUGUAAUUUUGGCUACUUUUUCAGAAAUUCUUUUUCAGAAUAUAAGCCCCCAUGAGGUUAUGAAUCUCACUAGGCCCACUAUGAAUUUUUAAUACGCUUAGAUGUUCAUAAACAAUAGAUAGGUGCCAUCCCUG
Geodia barretti is the source of this 572-nucleotide messenger RNA. NCBI's taxonomy places the organism in Eukaryota, Metazoa, Porifera, Demospongiae, Tetractinellida, Geodiidae. The record is from the annotation of a GenBank genome assembly.